AUGCCUCCCGCUCGGGGCACUCCGAAUAUCUUGGAAGGACCAGGAGAUUAUGAUGUAACUUCCAUCGUUCACUCGGAUACUUAUCCAGGAAUCGAUCCAAGAAAUGUAGACCUCAAAGGCACUGUCGUUUUCAUUACCGGGGGGUCUAAAGGCCUCGGCCGAGCCAUGGUGUUAUCGUUUGCCAAGGCAGGGGCAUCCUACAUCGCAGCUGGCGCACGAUCCGAUAUGUCGCAGCUGGCAAAAGAUGUUGCCGCUGCAGCAGCGUCAGCGAAGCGGCCCCAGCCCAAGUUUUUAGCCAUCAAGUUGGACGUGACCAGCGAGGACAGUGUCCAAGCUGCCGCAGAUUCCAUCAGGGCAGAGUUUGGUAGAUGCGAUGUCUUGGUCAACAACGCCGGCUUCCUCGGCAAGUCCACCUUGAUCGCCGAUUCAGACCCAGCCCACUGGUGGAGCAUCUUCGAUAUCAAUGUUCGCGGUCCGUAUCUUGUCUCCCGCGCAUUCAUCCCCCUCGUGCUUGAGAGCGAGAAGAAGACCAUCAUCAACGUGAGCAGCAUGGGUGCGCAUCUCACAACUCCGACUGGCAGCGCCUACCAGAUCUCCAAAUUAGCUCUGGUCCGUUUCUCUGAAUUUGUCGAUGCGGAAUAUGCUGGCCAGGGGCUCGUGACAAUAAGUAUCCAUCCUGGAAAUAGUCCCACCGAUAUCGUUGGAGAUUUCUCAAAGCUACCUGAAAUUCUCAAGCCCGGUGUGUAA
Messenger RNA from Clonostachys rhizophaga, 747 nucleotides. NCBI's taxonomy places the organism in Eukaryota, Fungi, Ascomycota, Sordariomycetes, Hypocreales, Bionectriaceae. The record is from the annotation of a GenBank genome assembly.